Erythranthe guttata (spotted monkey flower) is the source of this 1038-nucleotide messenger RNA. It is a transcript of the gene PSBP-1, whose product is annotated as photosystem II subunit P-1. The record is from RefSeq and is a predicted model, not a curated record. Gene Ontology annotation, molecular function: calcium ion binding. NCBI's taxonomy places the organism in Eukaryota, Viridiplantae, Streptophyta, Magnoliopsida, Lamiales, Phrymaceae. Gene Ontology annotation, cellular component: photosystem II; photosystem II oxygen evolving complex; extrinsic component of membrane. Gene Ontology annotation, biological process: photosynthesis.
AACAAUCAAGAAACUAGCUAAAAGCCAAAAAUAAUUAAAUAAGAUUAAAGUUAAUUAUUAUAAUAUAAUAUAAUUAUUAGAAAUGGCAUCAAUUGCAUGUUUUUUGGAUCACCAUACAGCAGCAAUAAGAACUUGUUCAUCUUCUUCUUCGACUACUCGGCGCUACGCGCCACCAGUGAAGCCGAGCCAGCUGGUCUGCCGAUCAGUACAGAAGCAGGCGGCGGCUGAUGGUGGCUCAGCCGCCGUCGUUUCCCGGAGGUUGGCUACCAUUGUCCUGAUCGGCGCGGCUGCUGUUGGCUCAAAGGUUUCACCUGCUGAUGCUGCUUAUGGAGAAUCUGCAAACAUAUUUGGGAAGCCAAAAACAAACACAGAUUUCAAGCCAUACAUUGGAGAUGGAUUUAAGGUAUCUAUCCCUUCGAAAUGGAACCCUAGCAAAGAACGGGAAUUCCCCGGUCAAGUUCUCCGGUACGAGGAUAAUUUCAACGCCACGAGCAAUCUCUCCGUAAUGAUUACUCCCACCGACAAAAAAUCCAUCACCGACUAUGGUUCCCCUGAAGACUUCCUCUCUCAAGUGGACUAUCUACUAGGGAAACAAUCCUACUUUGGCAAAACUGACUCAGAGGGUGGAUUUGAUUCGGGUGCAACUGCGAACAUAUUGGAGACAUCAACUCCGGUGGUUGAGGGUAAGCAAUACUACUUCCUGUCGGUGCUGACGAGGACUGCCGACGGAGAUGAAGGCGGCAAACACCAACUCAUCACCGCCACCGUCAAAGACGGUAAGCUCUACAUCUGCAAAGCUCAAGCCGGAGACAAGAGAUGGUUUAAAGGUGCUAAGAAGUUCGUCGAAAGUGCAAUUACUUCUUUCAGUGUUGCUUAACAACAACAUUCCAUACAAGAAAAAAUCGAGCUUAAUUGAGUUUUGUUUUCGUAAACCGAUAUUCGACGUUUCACAUUAAUUCUCGUUUUCGAUGUUGGCUUAUAAGAAUCAAAAGUACUCUAAGAAGAAAUAGGAUAUGAGGAUUUAUUUUUUGUUUCUGA